Molecule: messenger RNA, 963 nt
Organism: Prunus armeniaca (apricot)
Lineage: Eukaryota; Viridiplantae; Streptophyta; Magnoliopsida; Rosales; Rosaceae
Source: the annotation of a GenBank genome assembly
AUGGCUUUGACCGUGGAAGUAGCAGUUUUCGUAAACACCAACUUGGGCACUCGCAUGGCCAUGGAUGUCUCACCAGAUAUCACAGCAAGAGACUUAAAAAGGGAACUUGAGGCACAGCACUUCAAUUGUUUCUGGAAUUCAGGAGAGAUCCGAGUUUCCAGAUUGAUGGUCAAGCGAAAAUCAUGCUUGUAUCACCUGCCUGAUUCAGUGCCGAUGAAGAGUGCUUUCCGGGGAGUGAAAGGAACAUGGUUUCUUCAUGUGGAAGCAAGAUUUUUGAGUGAUUGCAAUAGGCCAUGUUUACCUAAGUGUGCAGCCUCAAAACCUAAAUUUAGUAUUACUCAUCCUCUGCAUCCAGAGAAUAUUGUUACAAGCACUGCCAAGAGUAACACAAAAGGCCACUGUAAAAGGAUGUUGCGGGAAAAAUUAUUUCGAUGCCACAACUCUUUACUCGGAAAGCUCAGAAGACCUUUCUACUUUACAAAGAUAAGGAAAAGAAGAAAGAAAAUCUCCCCAGCAUACGAAGUGAAUAGAGUCCAAAUUGACAAGGAGAAGUUUCCUGAUUGUGCAUCUAAAUCAAUGAUAGAUGAGCCCACUCAGACUUCAUCAGAAGUAGUAUCUGUAUCCGGCAUUAUUCACAGAUACUUUUCGAAUCUUAGUGAAGAUGGCGGUCCUUCAAGUCCUACAAGGUCUGUUACAUCCAGAGUUGUUCAAAGUUGGCCUGAAGAACACUUGAAGACUAAAGCAGAUGAUAUUUGUUCGAGCAUACAAGUUAGCCCCUUAAGCCAGUUUUCUGCCAAAAGGACCGCAAAGCCGGUAUGUUUACCUUCGCCUACUGGCUAUGGUCAAAGAAGAUAUAAGCCUAAUAAACCUGAAGUUGGAAAGCGUCUUGUCGUGGCGUCAUAUAGUCUUGGGAUUUCUCCAAGUAAGGAACACCCUGCAAUAUCUUUGCAGCUUCGAAGGUGA